Abrus precatorius (Indian licorice) is the source of this 2676-nucleotide messenger RNA. RefSeq names its product rop guanine nucleotide exchange factor 7-like. The record is from RefSeq and is a predicted model, not a curated record. Bases 503 to 2353 code for a protein of 616 amino acids. Lineage: Eukaryota; Viridiplantae; Streptophyta; Magnoliopsida; Fabales; Fabaceae. Gene Ontology annotation, molecular function: guanyl-nucleotide exchange factor activity. The transcript has 7 exons.
GGUUGUCAUGGGGAAAUCUAAUGAGAGCGUUCUAUAAAAUGAAGUCAAGAUUGGGCUGUUCUCUCUCAUGUCUCUUUCAUAUCACGUGCUUUGAGCAAUCUUCAGUUCUAAUCAUCGUUGGAUUCACCUUCAUCCUUCGCGUAUAAGUAAGCAAUCAGAGCUAGCCCACAACAUAAUGGUCCACCAAUCUAUCUAUCCACCCUUCAUUAUCAGACAUUGUUGUCAACUUAUGAAAGGUUCUUUCACCCCAACUAAGAGCACAAAAUCAACAACAGCAUCAUCAAAAGCUGAAGCAAUGUCCCCCAUUGGUGUGCCUUACUUACAUUGCUAAUUAAUCCAACCCAUUUGCCAUUUGGAGAUUCGAAGUGUCUCAACCUCUUCAAAGUUUUAACUUUAGAACUCAACUCUCAAAAGGGUCUUGCAUGAGAAGGAUAUUCUGCAUGUUGGCAUGGUAACAAACUGGUCUUUUAUCUAGUUUACACUUACUUUUCUUGAAGCUGCAAUGGAGGGUGUGGGUUUGGUUGAGAAGAAUGAAGGUUUUGAAGGAAAUAAAGAAUGGGAAAAUGGUUGUAAUGAUAAAAGUUUUGCUGAUUUGAUGAAAGAAAAGGGUAGAGAGAGCAGUUCUGGCUCUGAAUUGCUGUCAUCUGAGAUGACAGGGCUUGAAGAACUGAGUCAGUGUAGUGCUGAUGAUUCAUAUUCAUCAUCAUCACCUUCAAUGGGGUGGCCUGUUAAGGAAAUUUCAGAAUCUAAUUGUACAAGUCCACGUGGAAGUGAAGGUGGAGAGAAAAAGGACUUGGGUGAUGAGCAUUUUGAGGAACAAGUCUCAGUAUUACCGAUACAAGUGCUAGAACUUGAAAUGAUGAAGGAGAGGUUUGCAAAAUUGUUACUUGGAGAAGAUAUGUCAGGUUGUGGAAAUGGGGUCCCCACAGCCUUGGCUAUAUCCAAUGCCAUAACUAAUCUAUGCGCCACCCUCUUUGGGCAACUUUGGAGAUUAGAACCUUUGCCACCAGAGAAGAAAGCAAUGUGGCGAAGAGAGAUGGAGUGGCUUCUUUGUGUUAGUGAUCAUAUUGUUGAAUUGAAGCCUACAUGGCAAACAUUUCCAGAUGGAACCAAGCUUGAGGUCAUGACUUGUAGACCACGCUCAGAUCUUUAUGUCAAUCUGCCAGCUCUGCGAAAAUUGGAUAACAUGCUUUUUGAAAUACUAGAUAGUUUUGUCAAUACAGAGUUUAGGUAUGUAGAUCAAGGGGUUCUGGCUCCAGAUGGAGAUGGUUCAUCUUCUUUUCGUAGAGCACUUCAGCGACAAGAGGAGAAAUGGUGGCUUCCUGUACCUCAAGUCCCUCCUUGUGGUCUACAUGAAAACUCAAGAAAGCAGUUGCAGCACAAGAGGGAUUGUGCAAACCAGAUAUUGAAAGCUGCGAUGGCCAUUAACAGCAUUACUUUAGCUGAGAUGGAAAUUCCUGAUACUUAUUUGGAAUCUCUUCCGAAGACUGCAAGAACCAGCUUGGGGGAUGUCAUUUAUAGAUAUAUUACAUCAGAUAAUUUUUCUCCUGAAUGUUUGCUAGCGUGUCUUAAUUUAUCCUCUGAACACCAAGCCAUAGAGAUUGCCAACAGAGUAGAGGCUUCCAUUUAUAUUUGGAAUAAAAAGACCAACUCAAAGCCUACAAGUCGCACUACCAGAUCUGGUUCAAGAUCAUCAUGGGAAAUGUUCAAGGAUCUGAUUGUUGAGGGAGACAAAAGGGAAACGCUUGCAGAAAGGGCAGAAAGUCUUCUGCUCUCCUUGAAGCAGCGUUUCCGUGGUCUCCCUCAAACAGCCUUAGACACUAGCAAAAUCCAAUGUAACAAGGAUGUAGGGAAAUCCAUUCUAGAGAGUUACUCUCGAGUACUAGAGAGUUUGGCAUCUAAUAUUGUUGCACGCAUUGAUGAUGUGCUCUAUGUAGAUGACUUGACCAAGCAUUCUGAUCAAUUCUCAUCUCUCUCAAAAGUUGGUGUAAUUGCUCACAAGAGCAUUUCAGUUCCAUACUCAAUGCCUAUUCAAAGCACUCCAUAUAAAUCACCUUUUGGCACGCCAAGCUUUUCUCCUCUGCAUGGUUUUAGUCCAACAAAGGGAGCAAAAUCAUCAUUCAUAAACAGCAGCAACCUUCCCCAGAGAGGGGUAGGAGUUAGUAAAGUUUUGACAGAUUUAGGUAGCUUUGGUAGAAAAGAGAAAGAUUUUGGCUUCUAUCCAAUGGAGAAGUUUGUUCCAACAUUAAAAACAUUUGAUGAAGUGCCAUCAUUUGAAACAGAUAUGGAGUCAAAUGAUUUCACAGAAGAAGAUGAUAAGCUCAAUGUACUGGACCGGGCAUGGCUACAGUGAAAAUAUUUUUACCUCAUAGCCGAGUCAUUUGUCAAUUGUUUCUAUUUCUUUGGGGUCUUUGUAUGUAUAUCAACUAUUCAGAAGACAUGGUUCUAAAAGAAUUUGACUCCUCUCGAGUUAUAAGUAGCAUGAUGAUUAUGUUUGAGAAAAGAAAUACAUUUAUUAUCAAAUAAAGACCAAUCAUGAUUGGUUGUAGGACUCAUAACAUUUGAUAAAAAAUGAAUCUUUCUCUUUAACAUGAUCAUAUUAUGUUAUUCAAUAAUACGAAAGUAUCAAAAUGUAUUUGAAGUUGCAUUUGUGCAUUGUAGGGCAAUUGUGGUUGA